AUUACAAAGUCGUUACGCUUUGAACGCAGUUUAACGACUGUCGAGUCCGUCUGAUUAGUUUUGUGAUGAUUCAUAUGAAAUUGACAAGGUUGUCGGUAGCACUGAUCCGUGCAUGUCCGCCGCUGUGCGUGACGGCUUUAUAAUAAUAGACAAUGUUUAUACCUCUGUUUGGUGUCUCCAUCUUAUUCUGUAUUUUAAUAUAGAGAGAUGUGGACUCUCGCCUGGGCCAAGGAGAACUUUAUCAAAGUGAUAUUAAAUAAAAUGGUGAAGAACUGGGGAGUGAUUGGUGGCGUAGCAGCCGCUGUGGCUGCUGGAGUUUAUGUGCUGUGGGGACCCGUCACGGAGAGAAAGAAACGGAAGAAGGGCAUGGUACCCGGGCUCCUGAACUUGGGGAACACCUGCUUUAUGAACUCCCUGCUUCAGGGCUUGGCGGCGUGUCCCUCCUUUAUCCGCUGGCUGGACGAGUUAACAGAGGGGUACAACCAAGACCAGAACCAGCAGCAACAGCACCCCAAGCUGGCCAGAACCCUCUUGCAGCUUCUCAGGGCAUUGUCCACGCAGGAGCUGGCGGAGGGUGAUGUCCUGGAUGCAGGGAAGCUGCUGGAGGCCCUCAGGAGUUACAGAUGGCAGAUCAGCUCAUUUGAAGAGCAGGAUGCACACGAGCUCUUCCACGUGCUCACUUCCUCUCUGGAGGAGGAGGAGCGGGACAGGCAUCCCCGCAUCACUCACCUGUUUGAUGUUCAGUCUCUCGAGAGCGCCGUAGGGAUGGAUGAGAAAAACCUCAGCUGCAGGAGUCGAGGACCUUUGCAUCCAUUACCAAACUCGUGGCAAUCCCAGCAUCCUUUUCAUGGACGACUGACCAGUAACAUGGUGUGCAAGCGCUGUGACCAACAGAGUCCAGUCCGAUAUGAUUCGUUUGACAGCCUCUCGCUCACCAUUCCUACGACAACUUGGGGUCGGCCUGUCACGCUGGAUCACUGCCUCCAACAUUUUAUCUCUUCCGAGACGAUCAAAGAUGUGGAGUGUGAGAACUGCACCAAGAUCCAUGCAAGUGGAGUGUUAAAUCGACAGGUUGUGGAAAGCCAGAGGUCAACUUUUAUCAAGCAGCUCAAAUUGGGGAAGCUGCCCCAGUGCCUGUGUAUUCACCUGCAGAGGCUGACCUGGUCCAGCCAAGGCACGCCCAUCAAGCGGCAGGAGCAUGUGCACUUCACAGAGUUCCUGUCCAUGGACUCCUACAAGCACAGAACAGUGGGUCGAAGGUCACAGCGACAGAACCGGGCAGCCAGGACAAGCAUUCUAGAGGAUACCAGGGUGUCUCCCAAACCCUCAGAUCCAGAUCAAUCAAACAACAACAAAAAGCCACUGACGAAUGGAGCGUGCCCAGGAUACCUCCCCCCCUCCACAACAAGCCCCCCAUUUGCCCUCACCUACGAGUGCAGUUCGUCUGUCUAUCUCUUCCGAUUGUCAGCUGUGUUGGUACAUCACGGGGACAUGCACUCAGGACACUUUGUCACCUACCGCCGCUCCCCUCCAUCUCCCAAGAACCCCUCUGCCUUCAGCAGCCAGUGGCUGUGGGUGUCUGAUGACUCUGUACGCAAGGCCAACUUGCAGGAGGCGCUCUCCUCCAACGCCUACCUGCUGUUCUACGAGAGGGUCCGGCCAGCCCCCUCCCUUCUGCGCCCCAGCCCGAGGCUGACGCCUGAGGAGUGAGAGAGAUCUUGCAGAUAAGAAUGCAUUGCCCCUGCCCUGUGUGUGAUCAGUCAUGUGGAUUCAGAUAACCAGUCUUGAGGUCCUUAACCACUGCAGUACUGUUCUGAUGCCCCAUGUGUGUUGUGUACUUUCCUCUAUAGCUGUAAAACCUGUCUUUUCAAUACACAGAAACUAUUAAAUAAAACUUAAGAGGAGAUACAUGAUGUGCUACUGUUUCAGUAUUCAAGUUUUACUGUCAAAUGGCUAUACAUGAAAGGAAAGCAGUCAUGGCUCAUGGAAACAGACCCUAUCCUUGAGUGGAUGUGCAAACAAGAUGCAGCAAGAUCUGUACCCACCCCAGCCACUGCUAGGGUGGGUGGGGAGGGGUAGAAAAGGGUGUGAUUCUGUGGUACUGUUAUGUAACUCGCCUUCCAAGACAGAUAUUGAAAUGUUUAUUUGAAUUGUUACCGGAAGAAAAGUUUUUAGUGUUUUUGUGUUCUCUCAGAGCUAGGAUUGAAUAUAUCAGGGCUGGUUUGGCAGGUUGGGAAAUGUAUAGCUGGUCUUCAUGUGGUGUAAUUGAGGUGUGCUUAAUGGAUGAUACUGUAAUUGAAAUGGGUGGGACUGCUAUGCAAUGGGACGGGUGUCUUUAAUGUACUCCUUGGUUUACAGCCAGGGUUCUGUUAUUGCUGACUUUGCACACAAGCGUUAGCUUAUACUACGAAGACCCUUGGAUUACAUUGGCUUAAAACAAGCCCAAUGCAAUCCACUGGAUUUGUAUUAUAGGGGGAUUACAUUUAGACAGUGUCACACAAAGACUUUAGAGUCUGGCUAUUGAUUCAGUCAGCCAAGUAGCAGCAGCUACAAUGCAAAAAUCUCCCAUUGCAUUGUCGUGCUGUUAGCCAGGGUUAAUGUGAGAAUGUAUGUGUGUUUUCCCAGUGAAUGUUUGUACACCUGUUAAUAUAUGCUGCCCAUCUUUGAUUUCAUCAGUAUUACCUGAGAAAUAAGAGAAUAAUGUAUGAUGUUGUACAUAAAUGUAAAAAAAAAAAAAUGCACCAACCUAUGUUACAAAUGAUACACAAUAUAUAUAUAUAAAUUUGU
Messenger RNA from Polyodon spathula (Mississippi paddlefish), 2787 nucleotides. Its product is annotated as ubiquitin carboxyl-terminal hydrolase 30-like. Lineage: Eukaryota; Metazoa; Chordata; Actinopteri; Acipenseriformes; Polyodontidae. Gene Ontology annotation, biological process: protein deubiquitination. The record is from RefSeq and is a predicted model, not a curated record. The transcript is spliced from 13 exons. Gene Ontology annotation, cellular component: cytosol; nucleus. The coding region runs from base 208 to 1710 and encodes 500 amino acids. Gene Ontology annotation, molecular function: cysteine-type endopeptidase activity; cysteine-type deubiquitinase activity.